AUGCCGUCCCCAUUCUUCACGAGGAACGCUAUAUCCGACAAAGAUAGCCUCGCCCUCUUGCAGCUGCGACGCGACCAAAUCAUCCCGACGAUCCUCCGCGACCAUGACGAUGAGAACCAGGGUUAUUGGGAGGGCAAGGUCACCAACACCCGCUUCGGCUCAUUCCCUCAUAGCACUCUGAUCGGACAGCCGUGGGGCUCGCAAAUCGUCGCUUCUAAAGUCGACACAGGCUCUCGCGGUCGCAAAGCGACCAAGCGCAAGGCCGAGGAGCUCGAUGGAUCAGCAACACCAGGCGCGGAGGACGAAGAGGAGAAGAAGCCAUUACUGAGGACUCCCGUCGCUGCAGACAGUGGAUUCCUGCACAUUCUCGCCCCAACACCCGAGGCAUGGACCCUAUCUCUUCCGCAUCGCACCCAAGUCGUCUACACCCCAGACUACAGCUACAUCCUCCACCGACUCCGCGCACGGCCGGGCUGCACAGUGAUUGAAGCCGGUGCCGGCAGUGGCUCAUUUACACACGCCGCCGCUCGCGCCGUAUUCAAUGGAUAUCCCGAGACAGAGCAAGCGACCAAACGACGACGACUCGGAAAGGUAUGCAGUUUCGAAUUCCACGAACAGCGCGUGGGCAAGGUUCAGGAGGAACUCAGAGAUCACGGUCUUGAUGGGAUGGUCGAGGCUACACACCGCGAUGUCUACGAAGACGGAUUCUUGCUAGGCGAUCCCAAAACCGGCAAAUCGCCCAAGGCCAAUGCGAUCUUCCUGGAUUUGCCCGCUCCUUGGCUCGCGCUGAAACACCUUGUGCGCAAUCCUCCUGAUGGACGCGAGUCGGCCCUCGACCCCAAAUCGCCCGCCUAUCUGUGCACGUUCUCCCCAUGUCUUGAGCAGGCAGAGCGCACGAUCCGCACUAUGCGCCAGCUCUCAUGGCUCAAUAUUUCCAUGGUGGAGGUUGCUCAGCGUCGACUUGAUGUCAAGCGGGAACGCAUCGGGCUCGAUGCUGAGGGCGUGCGCGGAGCAACCGUAUACCCCAAGACCGUCGAGGAAGCAGUCGAAAAGCUUCGUAGCGAUGAAGUGCGCGCGAAGCUCAUCCGCGACCACCGACAAAACAGAGACCAGCCAGAUUACGAACCUAUUGUCAAGGAGACGCCAUCUUAUAAAGAAAAGUCCGAUGUUCCCGUGUAUGCUCAAGGUCGCUUGACACACCGUUCAGAGCCUGAUCUCAAGACUCAUACUUCAUACCUGGUCUUUGCGAUUCUGCCUCGGGAUUGGUCUGAGGAAGAUGAGCAGAAGUGCAGGAGUCAAUGGCCCUCUGCGCAGGUUGUCAAGCCUGAUGAUGAGCCCAAGAUUAGCAAGAAGCAAAUGAAGAGACUUGCUGCUAUUGAAAGGGCAAAGCUUCGUGAUGCUGCGAAGGAGAAAGAAGAACAGCCACAGCCAGAAUCAGAGGAUAAGGCUGAGGACGCAAAGGAUGCAAAGGUCGAAGAACAGAUGACCGAGGCAUGA
Penicillium paradoxum is the source of this 1497-nucleotide messenger RNA. RefSeq names its product tRNA 1-methyladenosine methyltransferase subunit GCD14 (gene trm61). Gene Ontology annotation, cellular component: nucleus; tRNA (m1A) methyltransferase complex. The transcript has a single exon. Gene Ontology annotation, biological process: tRNA methylation. The record is from RefSeq and is a predicted model, not a curated record. NCBI's taxonomy places the organism in Eukaryota, Fungi, Ascomycota, Eurotiomycetes, Eurotiales, Aspergillaceae. Bases 1 to 1497 code for a protein of 498 amino acids.